This is a messenger RNA of Hippoglossus stenolepis (Pacific halibut), 941 nucleotides long. RefSeq names its product histone H1-like. Gene Ontology annotation, molecular function: double-stranded DNA binding; structural constituent of chromatin; nucleosomal DNA binding. Lineage: Eukaryota; Metazoa; Chordata; Actinopteri; Pleuronectiformes; Pleuronectidae. The transcript has 2 exons. Gene Ontology annotation, biological process: negative regulation of DNA recombination; chromosome condensation; nucleosome assembly. Gene Ontology annotation, cellular component: nucleosome; nucleus. The record is from RefSeq and is a predicted model, not a curated record. The coding region runs from base 207 to 731 and encodes 174 amino acids.
GAGAACUGAGCUGACGCCGCCAGCUCCACAGCUGCUGCUUCGGUCACAAGCUUUCCUCCGGUUGUCUGACUGCGCAGAGACUGUGUGAUCACAUGGUCACAUGCUUCGGGGAGGAGGACGAUGGACAGAGGCAGAACAGAAUCCGGUAGCUGGAGAAAACACAAACUAUCCAGUUUGAGAGGGAGAGAAGAGCCGAUCUGCUUACAAUGCCUUCUGCAGUGAUAGUUUUGCGUAGAGUGGCUCCGGCCAAAUCUCCAAAGAAGAGAGCCAAGUCUCAGAGGAAGAAGUCGGGCCCCACAGUGUCUGACCUGAUACUGAAGGCUGUGUCCGCUUCCACAGAGCGCAGCGGCAUGUCCCUGGCAGCCGUGAAGAAGGCUCUGAAGGCUGGAGGAUACGAUGUGGGGAAGAACAACGCCAGGGUCCUCAUCACCAUCAGACGCCUGGUGGCCAACAAAGCUUUGGUCCAGACCAAGGGCAUCGGGUCCUCAGGCUCCUUCAAGCUGAACAAAAAGGCUCCUGCACCUCCAAAGAAGAAAGUGGUGAGCAAGACGAAGCCAAAGGCAAAGAAGGUCUUAACAAGGACCAGUGUUAAGAAAUCACCGAGGAAAGCCAAGAAACCAGCUGCAGCUAAGAGUCCCAAGAAGCCUAAGAGUCCCAGGAGGGCCAAGAGAAGGGUCGUCAAAUCUACCAGGACCAGGGCUGCUGCCAAGAAGAGAACACUCUGCCACUGAACACUCACACAACGCUAUGUUUAACUGUGUGAGAACCUAAAUUCUGAAUUCAUUCCAAAACCUUGAGUUUGCUUGAGGUAUUUUAAAGCUUUUCUACCAUAGAAAAUACUGAACCUGCAGGUUUUUAUACACUGUUUCUUUCCACUAUCUGCAUGCUGUGGUUUGCAAUGAACUGAAAUUGCUGAAAAAUAAUAAACCUAGUUUAAUUUA